CCUCAAUUCUUCGAGACUCUUCAGCAUAAAAGCUAUUACUUCUUGGCCAAACUCGCAAUAGCGUAGUUUUGAUUAAAGCACCACCCAAGCAGUCAUUUUUAGUACAGUGACGGACCUAUUGGAGGAACAUGGGGACAUUGUCGUCGAGGUUGACCUUGGCUUUGGUCCUCCUGGUUCCGAUGGCUCAAGGAGUGAUUGUGCUCACUGGCAUUGGAGCAGUUCUGGGACGAAUCGAGACCAGCUUUGAGGGCAACUCGUUCUUUGGCUUUCAUAGCAUUCCGUACGCCCAUCCACCUCUGGGGACGCUUCGUUUCCGGGAUCCAUUACCUAUUGGCAAUUGGCAAGGUGUUUUCAACGCUACUUUGGAUGGACCCGCUUGUAUCCAGAUCCCGGCCAUCGUCGAAACGGGAACCAUCGGCGCUGAAGAUUGUUUAUGGUUGAGUGUCUACACGCCUAGUUUAGUGCCCGAAUCUAAAUUGCCCGUGGUAGUUUGGAUCCACGGUGGACGUUGGUCGUACGGGUCUGGACGACAAUCCAGCUACGGGCCCCAUCAACUCAUUGAUCGAGGCGUGGUUGUGAUCCAUGUUCAAUAUCGGCUAGGUGCUCUUGGUUGGUUGAGCACCCAAGACUCUGUGGCUCCUGGUAAUUACGGCUUCAAUGACCAGGUGUUAGCCUUGAAAUGGAUCAAGUCCAAUGUUCACAGCUUUGGUGGGGAUCCGGAUAGGAUAACCCUUUUGGGCCAUAGUGCCGGGGGCGCUAGUGCCCAUGGUCACAUCAUCUCCCCUUUAAGCAACGGGCUCUUCCAGCGGGCAAUCUCUAUUAGUGGAGCCACAACCAUGGCUUGGGCGGGCCAACAGAAUAACCAUGGACAAAUAGCCCGCAGACAAGCUCAACUUGUGGGUUGUCCCAUUCACCCUUCUCAGGCUUUAAUCGAGUGUCUCCGAACUGUGGAUGCCGUGACCUUAACAGCUUCGGCCUCAGGUUUCACUGAGUUCUUUCCCGACACUGCGGCCAAACUUCCCUUUGGCGUGUAUUCUCCCAGAGUUGAUGUCGAGGCAGACUAUCCAUUUUGGCCUCUUGAUCCGACAGAGGCUUUGGCUUUGGGGGAAUUUAACAAGGAUAUCCCUUGGAUGACCGGAAUCACUUCCAUGGAAUCGAGCGCCUUCUCUGUGGAGCUGUUUGGCAAGAUCUGGGAGGAUCGACUGGCGUUUGCCAAUGACAACCUAAAUGAGGUCUUCAAGCAUCUAUUCACCCACCCGGGUGUAGGUCCACAAGAAAGAGAUGCAAUUUGGGACUUUUACUUCAACAACAAAGAGUGGAACCGAACGGAGCAUCGGAUAAGAGUAGCUGAAAUGAUGUCAGACUCGCUUUUCAACUUUGAAGAGCUCUUGGGCGUUUACCUACAAUCCCGGCAAUCUCUGUCCAAUAUCUAUUUGUACAAAUUCAACUAUAUCGGAAGCUGGGGCUAUGUCAACAUGUAUGGAGAGAGCCCCAACCAUCACGGGGGAGUAGCUCAUCUGGAUGAUGUACGAUACAUCAUGAGCAUGCCCUGGGCCGGACCGCACAAUGAGGAGGAUAAGAGGAUGGUGAAGCUAUACACAUCGAUGAUUGGAAACUUCAUUCGUAGUGGCAAUCCUUCUUUGGAGCAAAACAGUUGGUUGCCAUUUCGUCCCGGCCGAGGACGCCUUCUGAACUUCAAUUCCCCAUUUGAUGCCCAAAUGAGCCGUUGUUUGCCUUUUCCCUUGCCUCGUUUGAGCUUCUGGCGGCAGAUCUUAAACGUCCCCUGGUUUCUCCAUUGGGAUUACUUGACGUGCUCAUUGAAUGAUGAAACAAGUGUCAAGGCAGUGAAUGAAGUGUUUGAGACUGACGAUAUCUUGGAAAAGAACGUCGUUUAAAUCCGUCUAAAAAUGUAUCAAACGAAAUGGAUGGUAUUAAUUCAUUCUGUCAACAGUCGGGGAGAAAACAACAUUCAGCUUUGAAAUGGAAAUAAAUUGAAAAGUAGACCACGGUAAACUUUUUUCACACACAAAAAAAUCUGAGAGUGUUGCAUUUUUAUUGCCUAUGUUGAGGCCAGUUUUUUAAGAGA
Tigriopus californicus is the source of this 2086-nucleotide messenger RNA. RefSeq names its product esterase E4-like. The transcript has 4 exons. Bases 129 to 1895 code for a protein of 588 amino acids. NCBI's taxonomy places the organism in Eukaryota, Metazoa, Arthropoda, Copepoda, Harpacticoida, Harpacticidae. The record is from RefSeq and is a predicted model, not a curated record.